This is a messenger RNA of Castor canadensis (American beaver), 1031 nucleotides long. RefSeq names its product tissue factor pathway inhibitor (gene Tfpi). The record is from RefSeq and is a predicted model, not a curated record. Gene Ontology annotation, cellular component: extracellular region. Gene Ontology annotation, molecular function: serine-type endopeptidase inhibitor activity. Lineage: Eukaryota; Metazoa; Chordata; Mammalia; Rodentia; Castoridae. Gene Ontology annotation, biological process: negative regulation of peptidase activity.
AAGAAGUGAAGAAGAAGAAAAAUCCAGUUUCCAAUACCUGGAAGAGAAAACUAAAUAACUUUACUUCUGUUUUGAAAAAAUCUUUCCAAGAACUUUCUUCAGAGAUUUUACAAAAAAGAUUUAUCAUGAAGAAAGAACAUAUUUUUUUGGCUUCUGUAUAUCUACUGCUUAGUUUUGCUGCUAUGCUUCUUAGUGCUGAACCUGAGGAGGAUGAAGAACAUACAAAUAUUACAGUAGACGCUGAGUUGCCACCACUGAAGCUGGUACACUCCUUCUGUGCAAUGAAGGCAGAUGAUGGGCCCUGCAAAGCAUUGAUGAGAAAAUUUUUUUUCAAUAUUUUCACUCAACAAUGUGAAGAGUUUAUAUAUGGUGGAUGUGAAGGAAAUCAGAAUCGAUUCGAAAGUCUGGAAGAAUGCAAAGAAAAAUGUACAAUAGAUUAUUCAAAGAAGACUAGGAAGAAAACUUCUCAAAAAGAAAAGCCAGAUUUCUGCUUCUUGGAAGAAGAACCUGGAAUCUGUCGAGGUUAUAUUACCAGGUAUUUUUAUAAUAAUCAGUCAAAACAGUGUGAACGUUUCAAGUAUGGUGGGUGCCUAGGAAAUCUAAACAACUUUGAAUCACUGGAAGAAUGCAAGAACACCUGUGAAGACCCUUCAAAUGACUCCCAGGUGGAUGUUUAUCAAACUCGACUCGACACUGUAAAUAAUAAUUCUGUUACUCCUGAACCAACCAGUGUUCCCAGCCUUUGGGAAUAUCAUGGCCCCUCAUGGUGUCUGGACCCAGCAGACAGAGGAUUGUGUCAUGCCAAUGAAACCAGAUUCUACUAUAAUUCGGUCAUCAGGAAAUGUCGCCCAUUUAAGUAUAGUGGAUGUGGGGGAAAUGAGAACAAUUUUACUUCUAAAAGAGCAUGUGUUAAGGCAUGUAAAAAAGGUUUCAUUCAAAGAAUAUCAAAAGAAGGACUAAUUAAAACCAAAAGAAAAAGAAAGAAGCCAUCAGUGAAAAUAGUAUAUGAAGAAAUUGCUAAGAAUAUAUGA